AUGGCCUCUGCUGCGACCCACGACCCAUAUUCCAAAGGCGAGUGGCCUUUUAGUGGUGCCUGGCACAGAAGCCGGACUGAUUACCGUUAUUAUGCAGACACCCUCCCUCGUCUCUCUCUCUCCAUCGACCACCCGCCCUCGACGUCCCCCUUCCCGUCCCCCGGCUCGCCCUUCCUCCCCCCGCCCCGCCUCAGCGCACACGAGUUCGCUCUCCGCACUCCCGUCGCCAGCCCCCACGCACGCGCAAUGGCCUCCGCCUUCAAGCGGCGCGACGACGCCGCCCCGCCGCCGUCGCCGUUGUCCUCGCCGGCCCCCAUGUCCGACGACGACGCCACGCCCACCACCGCCUCCAUGAAAACCACCUUUCCCCGCCCUGGCGCAUCCCCGCCCCCCACGCCGACCGGCAACGGCGACCCUGCCGCCCCCGCGCCGUCCACGCCCACCAUCACCAUCCCCGAGCCCUCCUCCCCCGGCCUGGGCGAGCACACGCACACGCCCGCCGUCCGCAACUCGCUCACCUCCUCGCGGCCCGCGCCCCCCAGCCCCGCCGUCUCCCGGCGCACCUCGACGGCGCUCUCCCGCCGUUCUUCCGCCGCACGCUCGCGCCGCCAGUCCAAGGCGCCGUCCGUCCAGCCCGACGCCGAGCCGUCCGCAUCGACGUCGGCGCCCGGCACGCCGCAGCCCAAGCGGCGCUCGCUGCUCGUCAAGAUCCGCGACUUUGCGUUCCCGGCGUCCGACGCGCGGCACGUCGGGCGCGGCGCGGACGUCCCGAAGCCCAACCGCCCGCGCCCGCGCUCGAGCGCGUCCUCGUCGGGCGCGAGCGACGCCGCGGACGACGACGACGACGAGGCGCGCGGCGGCUGGGGCUCCUUCCGCUGGAACACGCUGAGCAGCCACUUCUCGUGGGGCCCGAAUAUCGGCGCCAUGCCGUCCACGAGCAGCGGGCCGUCCCGCACGGACUUUGAGCGCAACUUUGACGUGUCGUCGCCGAUGGAGGAGAGCGCGGAUCCGUACGCGGACGAGGACGCGGACGACGAAGAGGACGACGGCGCCUAUGAGGGCGCGGAGGACGCGUACCCGGCGGAGGAUGCGCCCCUGGUGCCCGGUCUAUAUCGCGCGAUGUUCGCGUUCGAGCCAGAGGGCACGGCAGAGAUGGCGCUGGAGGAGGAGCAGGCCGUGCGGGUCGUCGGGCGUGGCGGGGGCGUUGGCUGGGCGGUGGUGGAAAAAGAGGGCGGGGGACACGCACUGGUGCCCGAGAGCUAUCUAGAGCUGGUGCAGGCGGACCCGUGA
Postia placenta MAD-698-R-SB12 is the source of this 1290-nucleotide messenger RNA. RefSeq lists its product as hypothetical. The record is from RefSeq and is a predicted model, not a curated record. Gene Ontology annotation, molecular function: protein binding. The coding region runs from base 1 to 1290 and encodes 429 amino acids. NCBI's taxonomy places the organism in Eukaryota, Fungi, Basidiomycota, Agaricomycetes, Polyporales, Adustoporiaceae. The transcript has a single exon.